AUCAGAGAUGGUUCAAGAGUGGAAACGGGGAUUGCGCUGAAUGGAUUCUGGUUCUGUUUGGGAGGAUUUCUGUUAUAAGCCGUUUACCUGCAUCUGUUUAAUCAUUUUAGGUGCAGGUUUUAUGUAGGGCUCAUAACUCAAAACCAGACAACGGUAUAAAACUUUUUUUUUUGUUUUUAUUUAAUAAGACAACAUAGCUGAGAAAGAUGUGGUCAGUGAACAUUUUAAGUCUUCUCCUGUUCUGCUAUGCUUGCCUUUCAAUUGGAAAUGGUGAAGUUUAUUUUGCCUCAAGGAACUUUUAUAAUAUACUCAAGUGGGAUCCUGUGAAGCCUGAUUUUCCUGGGGAGAACGUGCUCUACAGCGUGCAGUAUUUCCGGGAUGAUGAGCAAGGUUACCGGAUGAAAAAGGAGUGUCAGAACAUUACUAACCUGUCGUGUGACCUGACUGCAGAAACCCCAUCACUGCAUGAUAUUCACUACAGGGCUAAGGUGUGCGUUAAGGGCAGCUCUAUUGGCUUCACCACCAGCUUUAAACCUUUGAGAGACACUGUUCUGGGCCCACCUAUUUUAUCUACAAACACAUCAGUGGCAACCCUGCACAUCAAUGUCACCCUGCCGCAGGGACCCAACGGAGUCUCUGUUGCCGACAUCAUCACCCACAGCAAAAAGGGGGUCAUCAAAACUACAACAAUGUAUAUUUUAUACAUAACUAGUCCACAGUUGGUUGCACAGGAGGCUGAGAGCACAACUGGAGCGUUUGACAUCAGUUUAAAGUACAAGCAUACAGAAUACUGCGGUUAUGUGCUUUACAAACCGAAUUCAGAACCGGGACACUCAGGCAGUGAGAAUGCCUCCUUCUGCGUGACACUGCCAGAAGAUCAUCAAAGGGAUUCACGAUGGCCCUUUGCGACUGUUGUGGCUGUGGCUGUUACGGUGGCCGUUUUGGCGGCCAUUGUCAUAAUCUUGAUUCUGUGCAUGUACAAAUAUGUCAAGGGAGGAAAGACAAAGAACUUGCAGCAAACACUGGUCAUUACCCCCGGGACCUGUAAAGUGCUUCAAACUCCAGAUAGGAAUCUUAUACUUUCUGAACUACAGUUCUGCACAGCACAAAGUGAAAAAACUAUUUACGCUACAAUCCAGGUGAAGCCAAACGUGCCCUCACGCGAGUCUGGAGAUUAUUCCCCCCAGGAGAUUCCCUGCCAGGUUUGGCAAAGCAACACUGACUCCUCUUUGGGUACAGGUGCGCACAGCACAAGCCCGAAUGCAAGGGACACAAGCGCCCAAUCCUCUGAGAUCUAUAGUGCAGUUGUUGUCCAUGUCCCGCCUGAAGAGACUGAAGACGUCCAGCAAGCUGCAACUAGAAAUAUAGAAACCAGCCACUCAUCACUGUCUUCUAAUGGAGAAAAAAGCUGGGAUACAGGUGGAACCAUUCCAAAACUCACAUCACAUGGAGCACCAUCGUUUGCGGGUUCUGAUGACAAUGCAAGCAGUCUUGCCAAUCAGCUGGUGCUGAACACAGUGCGGAAUAUUAAUGGACAACUAAUGUUGUCUUCACUUGCAUUUCAGUUACAGAGCACCGCUGCUGAUGAAACAUUGACACUGAACCCUGAAAGAAAACCUCUUUUAUCGGACCUCGUUUGCUGCCAGGAUGAGCCAUCAUUAGCAUCCUUUAUAAGCGUGGACAGCUCAGAGUGGCAGGAUUCUGGCUGUGAAGACAGCACUGCAAACACACCAACCAACCCAUAUUGCAACGCGCACUACUUCCCCUCUCAACAAGUCGUUGGUGAUGUUCACCAAGAAUGUCAGACCGAACCAUCUUGCAACACCAAAUUCGAAUCCAGUUACAAACAAAACUGGGUUCCUGAAAUCCUACAUGACACCACACCCACUGAUACAUGGACUAUUUCAAAAAUGGAUGAGGUAGGAGAAGAAGAUGAAGGUACAGAAGGCAUGGAGAAUUUAGCAAAAACUCUUCUGGGACAUUGGAAGGUAAAUAUUCAAGAAUAAUUCUUCCUGAAACCCGAUUUACCCUUCAAUCAAUGCACUGAUUACAAUUUUCUUACCCACUUUAUAUUUUCUUCAAGACUGACCUGCCAAUCGUGGUGUAAUGUGAUACUUCAAAAAAUAUUUUAAAAUGCGCACAUUGUGCAAAUUGCCAUUAUUUGGGUUUUUUGUAUUCACUGUAUAAAAUAUCCAUGACUGCUUAUCAAGGCUGAUGCACUUACUGAUCAGAACAAUGAAGGUUUUUCAGUACUCUAUGCUGAUAUCAAUGCCUUUGUUUUGGAACUAAUCUUUUUGGAUUAGCAUGUAGAAACUGAGCAGAUAAUCAGCUUUGUGAUGAUGGAGAUGAUGCAGAGACUGGUAUUGGAACUGUCCAAAUGUAUGCUGAAAUAUUUUUUCUCUGUCCAUCAGAAAUAAUUAGAAGAUCCAGCUAUUUGCAGUACUCAGCACUGAGAAACUGCAUGCACUUAUGACAAGAUGGUGUCUUUUUAGACAUAGCUUUCUUGUAUAAAGAGACUGUUGGGUUGGGCGGAAAAAAAAUUAAGAAAUUCUAGCACUGGCAUGGCAGGACCUGUGUCCAACUGGACUCUCAGCAGUCUGACCAGCACUUAUCCAGCUGGACCCUCCUAUGUGAUUUUUCUUUUUUGUUCUCUCAGAUGUAAGUUGCUUUGGAUAAAAGCGUAUGCUAAAUGGUAGUAGUAGUAGUAGUAGUAGUAGUAAAAACCACAUGUGGGCACAUAUGAAACUUUCAUUCCUGUGAUAUAUUAAGCACUGCUGUAUUUCUGGUUUUAUUUAUUUAUCCACUUUGUACUAUAUUUUGAAAAAAAGGAUAACCUUAUAGAGAACAUUUCAUUUUUUUAUUACAAAAAAAAGAAGGUAUUUGUUUACUUUGUCAAGUCAUAAUUGAACAAAAUAACCACACUGAAAAAUGUGCAAGUGAAAAGUGUUUUCCUGUUUAUUUCUUUAAAACUGCACACACAAUAAAUCUAAUACAAAUUAAACUACAACCAAAUAACGCCAUAAAUAAAAGCCAGAGCUGCAACAUUUUGUGUGCAGAUGUGUAGUAAGUGUCAUGACAACAAUUUUUCCCAAGUGAUUGCACUUAAGGCAGCACGGUGGCUUAGUGGUUAGCACUGUUGCCUCACAGCAAGAAGGUCCCCGGUUCGACUCCCAGGCCCGGCAGGGGCCUUUCUGUGUGGAGUUUGCAUGUUCUCCCCUUGCUUGCGUGGGUUUUCUCCGGGUACUCCGGCUUCCUCCCACAGUCCAAAAACAUGCAUAUUAGGUUAAUUGAUGAUUCUAAAUUGCCCGUAGGUGUGAGCGUGAGUGUGAUUGUGAGCAUGGUUUGUGUGUCUAUAUGUGGCCCUGUGAUGGACUGGUGACCUGUCCAGGGUGUAACCCCUGCCUCUCACCUAAAAAUAAGCUGGGAUAGGCUCCAGCAGACCCCCGUGACCCCGCAAAGGAUAAAGCGGGUAAGAUAAUGAAUGAAUGAAUGAAUGAAUGAAUGAAUGAAUGAAUGAUUGCACUUCUUAAAAACACAUAAAUCAGGUCUGGUUGCUUUUAAAUGACAACAUGGAGUUAUAACCUGUUCAGUCCCAAUACACACUCUGAAAUCUAUUUUCAACCCUUAAUAUCAAUGUUUUCAUGCAAUUCAAGUUGAGUAAGAUGACAGAAUAUCUACCAGAAGUAAACACACACACACACACACAUUAAAUAUAUAUAAUAUAUACACACAUAUAUAUGUACACACACACACACACACACACACACACACACACACAUGGAUCUCAGUAUUAUAACUUUUAUUUAUGUACAUAAAAAAUAUUUUGCUCUUCAAACUCACAAAGUUAAUAGAGUUCUUUUAUUCUCAUUGUUUGCUGUUCAUUCUAUGGAUGGAAUAUAACCGUGGUACUGUAAAUAUAUUAAAAGGUGGGACCAAGGUACAACUGCCACCCAGAUAACAGCUUUGUUUUUAAUAGCUUCACUGCAAUCUCUGGAGCUAUAAAGCAAUAACUGCUGUUGUGUUGAAACAGUGAGAUGUAAGUUAAUGGUGGACACCAUGUACAGCAAGGUUUGUAUGUACGUAUAUUUAUACAGCAUAUGUUUCAUUUUCCUGUAUUUAAAGGCUGCAAACUUCAAAUAAAUAUUUGAGUUAAAAAGUUGAAAGACUGAGUGUAUUGAAUAAAAUGUUUCAUCUUUUUAUCUUUAUAUGGGUGUUUGGUUUUUGGGGUGUUUGAUUUGUAAAUGACAGUGCUGUGUGAGUGGGAUGGAGAUGUCAAUUUCCCCGAGGGAACCUCCCAAAGUUCAAUAAAG
Molecule: messenger RNA, 4310 nt
Organism: Cololabis saira (Pacific saury)
Lineage: Eukaryota; Metazoa; Chordata; Actinopteri; Beloniformes; Belonidae
Gene: ifnlr1
Product: interferon lambda receptor 1
Exons: 7
Coding region: 207-2006 (599 amino acids)
Molecular function (GO): protein binding
Source: RefSeq, a predicted model, not a curated record